Molecule: messenger RNA, 1404 nt
Organism: Aspergillus pseudotamarii
Lineage: Eukaryota; Fungi; Ascomycota; Eurotiomycetes; Eurotiales; Aspergillaceae
Exons: 14
Coding region: 1-1404 (467 amino acids)
Source: RefSeq, a predicted model, not a curated record
AUGAGAUUGGUACAUGAUGACCACACAGUGGCAUGGAUAUGUGCAUUGCCCUUGGAGGUAGCAGUCACGAGGGCUAUGCUUGAUGAGGUUCAUAUGGUAGUGACUAGCCUGCGUGCUGGUGUCCAUGGGACAAUAUCUGCAACAGCUGUUGUGUCAGGCUUGGUGCCCACCUAUCAAAAUGUCCAAUUUAGAUUUAUAUUCGGUGUUAUCCAGUAUGACUACGGUAAGACACUUCGGAAUGGGCAGUUUCAGCACACUGUAUCCCUCGAUAAACCCCCCAAAAGCGACAGUAUACUGGGAAAGAGCGUGCUUGGCCCGAUAUUGACGGAAGCAUUUAAUCACAAGGGCAAAGGAGAAGACUUUUCAGCGUACUCCAUUGCCCAUGGCCAAGACAUACUAUAUUUUGAAACGGAAGCUGCUGGACUCAUGGACAAACUACUGUUACUCAUUAUACAAGAACAGUGGCAAGGAUCCGUCCGCUUCGUGUUUACUACGACAAGAUAUAUAUGGCUGGACCCACGAGAACAGUAUUUUUGGGCCGAGGAUAUGAGAUUUCUAAGGUUGAGGCCUGGAUGGCAAGAAAAACCGGCCUAUCCAGGAGCUAUAUGUGGAUUGGGUGGAAUUGGGAAGACCCACAUCGCAGUUGAACUGACCUAUCGCACUAUAGAAAGAGAUUCGGAAUGCUCAAUUUUCUGUAUUCUUUAUAUUACAGAGAAACUCGGAAUGACUGGAGAGAGACUAGAAGAGGCAAAAGAUGUAGUGAAAAGCUACCUAAGUCGGGAAGAAGUAGGAAGAUGGCUUUUAAUCCUUGACUAUGCUGAAGAUAUAGAUGUGUGGUUCUGUGAUAGUAACAGUGCUCCAAAAGGACAUAUCCUUUUCAUCACACGCAAUCAAGCACUAGCUACGAUAUUGGCACGUCCUUAUGUCACUGCUAUCACGCUUCUUGAGCAACUUGCCUUUCUGCCAUUGGGAAUCACUCAGGCUGCCGCUUAUAUUAACGAAAAUGAGAUCACUAUCUAUAAGAACCUCGAGCUCCUGCGGAUACUGGAAUCAGAGAUAAUCGACCUACUGAGUGAGAAUUUCCAGGACGACAGACGCCAGAAAUCAAGUCCCUUAGCAGGUCAGUACUUGUUAUUUAUGGGUUGUCUCAGUACACGGUCUGUCCCGCAGUCCCUCCUUCCUCCGGCUAAAUCGGAAAAUGACUAUAUCAAGGCUAUAGGCCUACUCAAAGCAUAUUUCUUUAUAAGUACCCAGGCAGAGAGUCCGCUAAUACGUCUGAAUCAACUCAUCCAUCUUGCCAUUCGGAGCUGGAUGCAAAAUAAUGACUACAAUAACCGAAAGAUGUGGUGUGAAUAUUUAGCACACAUAUCUUCACCGCAAGAGAAAUGUGAUUUCAAACAGUAG